AUGGCACCGUUUGAAGCUCUGCAUGAGCGAAAGAGUAGGUCGCCAAUUGGUUGGUAUAAAGUUGGCGAAGUAGAAUUGUUGGGCCUAGAUUUGGUCCAUCAGGUCAUGGAAAAAGUCAAGUUGAUUCAAGAACGGUUGAAAACAACUCAGAGUCACCAAAAGUCCUAUUCGGGCAUACGAGACUUGGAGUUUCAGGUCGAGGAUUGCGUAUUUUUGAAUGUUUCUCCAAUGAAAGGAUUUGGUUUCCGUGCACCCAGUUUUCAUGUAUCCAUGCUGAAGAAGUGUGUGGGAGACCCAUCCUUGAUUGUUCCCGUUGAUACAAUCAUAAUUAAAGAUAUCCUAGCUUAUGAGGAUAUUCUUGUGGCUACUCUUGAUCGUCAGGUUCACAAGUUGAGAACUAAGGAAGUUGCCUCGGUGAAG
Lycium ferocissimum is the source of this 420-nucleotide messenger RNA. RefSeq lists its product as uncharacterized. NCBI's taxonomy places the organism in Eukaryota, Viridiplantae, Streptophyta, Magnoliopsida, Solanales, Solanaceae. The transcript has 2 exons. The annotation marks the transcript as partial. The record is from RefSeq and is a predicted model, not a curated record.